AUGAAAGAAUCAGCCGGAAAAAAAAACCUUGUUGAACUUGACUCUAGUCCGACUUUGGAAUCCGGAGACGCGAUGGAGACCUCAAAAGAGUUAUCUUUUUUGUUUAACAAGAAGUUUUUGAAAGAAAUUACUUACAAGUUGUACCCACUUGGUUUCUCGGGUGUUAAUUUUGGGCUCCUCUGGAGGUGCCCAAAAAUAAUCCGGCUGAAGAGGGCUGAUUUGUGGACGAAUAUACCCUUCGUUAUCCCCUUUUCCCACCCCCAAGCCUCGUUGUUUACCAUUUGUGUUGCCGCCCUUUUCUGGUAUGUGGAAGAUAGGGUUUUGGUGGCGAUUUGGGGGCGAUUUGGUCGAUAUUUGCUUGUGCGAACUCAGGUUUUGGUUACUUUUUUACGUGGAGGUUAUAGUUGUGUGUUGUGGCAAGUUUUGGCCUAUAUUGGUUUCGUUUGGACCUGGUUAUGGUUGGGUUUUGUAGCAAGUUUUGGCCCCUGUUGGUUGGGUUUAUUAGAACUGCGUUUUGUGGUCUGUUUGUUUGAAGAAACUAUAAGAUUUCGUUGUGUUUGUGGCUGCAUUUGUGGGUUAAAACUGGAGGUUUUUACAAUGGCAAGAUUAAGCAGAACAGAAAUUAGGAGAAGAGAAGAGGAAGAGGCAUUUAUUGCGUUAAACAUGUACAUUCGUGCUGCAAUGGGCGUGUUUCGGCUGUAUUGCUUCAUUCUGUCGACGGCACAGUAUCCCCGUCCCGAGUUGUCUCCAAAUCCAAACUACUACCAGACCCAAGUAGAUGCCGUGAAUAGGCUUGUCCAUGGUAAUGAAGUAGACUGCCACGAGCAGUUGAGGGUAAAUAGGCAUACAUUUUUUAGGUUGUGCUGUCUACUUCGAGGUGUUGGGUUAGGAGACUCGCGCAAUGUUUGUCUUGAGGAGAGGGUAGCGAUUUUUUUGUUUAUCCUCAGUCACCAUACAAAACAGAGGCGUACGAAAUUGCACUUUUGGAGAUCGACUGAAACUGUGAGCAGACAUUUCAAUGUCGUACUCCAAGGUGUGUUGCGCCUUUUUGACAUGCUCCUAGUAAGGCCAGAGCCCGUACCUCCUAACUACCACGACAGUAGAUGGAGUUGGUUUCAGAAUUGUCUCGGGGCAUUGGACGGGACGUACGUGCCAGUUAAUCCCCCAGCAGUUGACAGGCCACGCUAUAGGUCAAGGAAAGGUGAGAUUGCCACAAACGUUUUAGGUGUAUGUAGUCGAGACCUAAACUUUGUCUUCGUCUUGUCUGGUUGGGAGGGGUCGGCCACUGACUCUAGGAUCUUGGCCAACGCCAUUUCAAGACCCGAUGGUUUGAGAGUCCCCCGUGGACAUUACUAUCUUGUCGAUGCCGGCUACCAAAAUUCCGAGGGUUUUCUAGCUCCUUACCGCGGGCAACGAUAUCACAUUAACAUUUGGAGGCAAGGUCACAUGCCAACUACGAAAGAGGAGUACUUCAACAUGAAGCACUCCGCUGCUAGGAAUGUGAUUGAGCGAAGCUUUGGUGUGUUGAAGAUGCGGUUUGCAAUAUUGAGAUCUCACUCGUAUUACCCUAUUAGGACUCAAACACGUAUCGUCACAGCAUGUUGCCUUCUCCAUAACCUCAUCAAGAGAGAGAUGCCCAACGAUCCCAUUGAGAACGAGUACACGGCAUGGGAACGUGAUCACAUACAUGAUAUCGAGGCAGAUGAUCACAUCACUACCUUAGAGACUUCAAAUCAAUGGACCGGGGAGAGGGAUGCGUUGGCUACAGCCAUGUACAACCAUUGGCUCGGGAAUGGGGGGGGACAAGAGGUUUUUCCACCAUGA
Messenger RNA from Rhododendron vialii, 1824 nucleotides. RefSeq lists its product as uncharacterized. The record is from RefSeq and is a predicted model, not a curated record. The transcript is spliced from 7 exons. NCBI's taxonomy places the organism in Eukaryota, Viridiplantae, Streptophyta, Magnoliopsida, Ericales, Ericaceae. Bases 1 to 1824 code for a protein of 607 amino acids.